Aspergillus fijiensis CBS 313.89 is the source of this 625-nucleotide messenger RNA. RefSeq lists its product as uncharacterized. The record is from RefSeq and is a predicted model, not a curated record. NCBI's taxonomy places the organism in Eukaryota, Fungi, Ascomycota, Eurotiomycetes, Eurotiales, Aspergillaceae. The coding region runs from base 323 to 523 and encodes 66 amino acids. The transcript has a single exon.
GCCAGUUAUUGCUGGCUCGGUCGAUAUCCGGGCGUGAGACCAACGGAACCUUCGCAGAAUACGUCUGACCAGGGAGCCGGUAGAUCUGGACGGUCAAUGAUCUGCAAUCCUGGCUCAGCUUGAGCGGCUUUAGAGCAAAGCGUAGAUUGGCCCAAGCCGUACCCGCAUCCUGACACAUGAGAAUCCCGUUCUCGAGUCCAUCGGUGCACCCGCAACUGAUCGCCGCUUGUCUCCAAAAUGCCACCCUAGGCCCCGACCAGAACAUCCCUAUAAUGUCCCACAGCAUGGCCGAUUCCUCUGCCUGCCCAGGUGCCUCCAGCGGAUGCGGAAAGGCGUUGCUGGACCAUCGGAUUCCACCAUCUUCCCGGGUGAUCACACAGGACCCGUCUCGCUCCUCGCACUGUGCCGGUCGUCAGACUCCCAUCACCCGCUCGACACUACCGGAAAAAUUAACACUCACCGGAUCCCGCAAGCCAUCACCUCCAUCAUCCCAUGUCUCGGAUACACUGUCCCUCCCUGGUGAAAGGAAUGUUAGUUGGAAAGCUGGGGCUGGGUAUAUCUUCUAUUGCCACUCACAGACUUCUAGCGCGUCCUUGAAUGCGUCGGCGCCCUGGACGAACAAGAG